ACACGUGUAGGCCGGUUUGGUCGGAGCAGCAGCCGCCAGAAGAAGAACUCCUCCCCUUCCUCCUCAUUCUUCUCCUCCCAGUGGAGGCAAUGGUGGAAUAACGCCUGGAGGAAACCUCACGUCUUCUCUCACACCGCUUAAAGACAGUGUCUCCGCGUGUCUGGGUGAACUUACAGGUUAUUUGAAAAUGUCGUCUUGGCCGAAAUCAGCCGCAGGUUCCCGGCGAGCUCCAGCGAACCCGAACGGAAGUGCUCAAAAACGGCGGUUUCGGAGAGGAGCCCCUUACCCCGGCAGAGGAGAGGAGAGGACCGAGGAGCUCAAGGAUGUGUUGGACAGCUAUGAAGAACGAGAGCAAAUUCAAAACUUCACUGGAAGUGUGAAGUUUGAGGGAUUCAAGCAUCAGUCAAAUGCUAAACCAGAGAACUCCACUCCAGCAGACAGACGUAAAACCCUGUACCAGAAGUUCUACAGACAAGUGCAGGACGAGAGGAAGCCACCCGACUGCGUGGUCAUGUCUGUCACCAACCAGUGCCUGGAUUACCCCAAAUCGCUAAGCCAGUGCUUGCAGGAGCGUGGCCUGUCAGUGGAAAUGCUCUACCUUCAGGCGGAGACGGGCCUGACCCGGGCCCUGCAGGAUGUCCGAGCAGAAGGCUCCCCGUUAUGUAUUCUGGUGGAGCAGACAAACAUAGCUCUGUCCUCCUGCACUGUUAUCAUAUUCUCAGACUCUCUCAAAAUCCAUCGCAACAUGCCCAAAGACCAGGCCAUGGAAUUUGUUACAGCCGAGCACAGUCGUGGACUCGUCAAAGAGCGCCCACCGAGGGACCCUGCGGACAUAGCAGCACAGGCAUCGCAGCAGCUGGAUGAUUUUCUAGAACGAGAAAAGAUUGAGCGCCACAGUGUUCCCACCGAAACACGCCAGCUCCUACACCUGUUAGCCGAGGGGGUGCAUCUCUACCCCGAGGAGCUGGAAACCAUCUCAGAGUACGUCAGGUCUCGACAGGCGCACAUGCAAGCCUCCAACAUCGAGGGGGAGAAAGGGAGCAUGUUACCUCCAGGACUGGGGAAACCACCCCCUCUACUCCCUACUCCACCCGGACCCCCUCAGCCUCAGCCUGGAGACGGGCCCAUGAUUGACCACUCCCCACCUCCACGCCCACCUCUCUUGCCUUCACCAGGCUCAUAUCCCAAAACCAAACCUCCGCCGCUUCUGUCCUUGCAUGGACUUCCUGGUCCAUCACUAGGGGGCCCAUCUUUACGAGGUCCUCCACUACAGCACAACCUCUUCAACGGCCCCCCAGGGUCUCGUGGGCCCCUAUUGCACCAUCCUCCUUUAUUUCACCCAGGUCCCAGGGGCAAUCACAAUAUAAGAGGCCCCCCUCCCUCCCUAAAGAGUUCCCGUCCUCCACUUCUCUCUUCGCCAGGUCCCCCUCUCCCACGACUGAGUGGCCCCCGACACUGAGAACAGAGACACACACAGGCUCAAAUGCAGUGCUACACACCCAGACUACAAGUACCAGCAGUCUUUCAUUUUACCUAACUCUAGAGAAGAAGACUCCUGGCUCCUGUGUAGGAUUCCUCUUGUGACCUUGAGAAAAAGUAUAAAAGAAGGUAUUUAAUGUCUGAUAUUCUCGUCUUAUUAUUGUGGACGGAUUGACGGAGGAAAGCAUGGAGUAUUCUGAUGAUGAUGAUGAUGAAAAUGUUCUGUUUUUUUGUCUCUAACCUUAACUCUAAAGUCCACCCUUAAAUAUUCACGUGUCAGUUGGUAAUUUGAUCCUCUGUGGUGUUGGUGUCAGUCCCGGUGACGACCUGCGCAGGGUAAACAUUUACUGUCUAGUUUAUUGAGUCAAUUGCACAAAGAAUCCUGGAAAAAUUCCUGGAAAACUGGUUCAUAUUUAUAAAAACAAAAAGGCCAUGGUGGUCACAUGAUGGCAUUUGGACAUUGAAUUUUUCUGUAAAUGAUGAAUAUAAAUAAGUUGUCCACUGUUGUAAACAGUGUUUCAAGAUGGUGCUUAACAUUUGACAGGGAUUCUCCUGAGGAGAGAAAACCCACACUGAUUAAAAGUUUGUUUGUUGUAAGCUGUGUUUUUGCCUCGGAUUUUAUUUAGUUUUUGACAUCAAGAUAAAAAAGUUUACUGGCGCUCACUCAGUCUAAAGUUACAUAUACUUCUUUUGACGCCUUUUAUGACAAAUCAACAUAUAUAUUUUAAUUUAUUACCUUCAGUUUCAGUCGUGCUCAUUUAUUUCUUUACUUUGAUGCUUUGUUCAAGUGGCACAAAGAACACAACGCUGAGAAUGGAUGCUCCCUCUGACGCCUCGAGUGUUUGUAAUCUUAACUUUGUCAACCAGCUUAAAAAAAACAGAUGUUUUUGUUACAUGGAAGCUAAGAGGCAGCUUGAACUGUUUUGCCAGGAUGAAAUAAAGGAAGACGAACUUUUGUAUAUUCUCUGUCAAUAAUUUAUGCAAAAACCAAGUGAACAAAUGUCUCUUUGCAGUCCGACGCCUAAUCCUGUUGAUUUGGCACAAAAAGGAUUCCAAAGCUUUUUGUUUCAUUCCUUGUUUAUCAGCCCUUCAGGCAGAUGUUUGUUUAAAUUUGUUCAGAUUACCAUGUUGAUCUUUUCUCGUUAAAAUUCAAUGGAAAAACUAACAAUUUUACUCCUUAACAUUAAUUUAACACUAUUUUCUGUCUUCGUGCUGUUGAUUGGUUUUAUUUAUUUUUGUCUCAUUGUUUCAAUAUGUAGCAUUUUCUGAGUUUUGGUUGUGAAGAUUCAUUGUGAGGCGUUUGUGAACUGAAUCACAGCUCGUGCUUAAUACACACCUGUUUGUUACUUGGCUGGUGACAAAUCCUCUGUAUGUGUUGAAGAUUUCUUUUCAGUGCCGUGAAACCGGUUGCGAAGCCGCCCACGUUUAGUUUGAACCAUCAAAGUGUGAAAGAUCAUCGCGAAUACAACAGAGAGCACAGAUCUGAGAGGGAAAAAAACUUUUCUUUUAAACUGCUCAACAUUUUGUCCAGUUUUGUAGAUAAUUUUCAAAUCCUGUAUUCUCUUUCUUUUUUUUCUUUUUUUUAUAAAAACAGUAUAAAGUGUAAAUGUUCAACAACUGUGCUGUGGAGUGUUUGUGAUAUUUUCUUUAUGUGCAGCACAAUCAGGGUUUAAUGGGUACACGGGGGGAAGAGAAACAUGUUGGAAUAAUUGUGGUUUUUCUUUUAUUCAUAAGAGAAUUGACCAUUAGCAUUAACAUCAGUAUAAUUGUAUUACACAUCCAUCCAUCAACUGAUACUGAUUUUAAGGAGUGUAAAACUUCUGAUGCUUAUUUAUACAUCACAUACAUUCACAAUGCAUUUUCAGAGCAUUCAGGCAAGGUGUGGCAUCAGGGUAGAGCAUGCAGGAGUCAUGUGGAUCGAGCCUCGCCUGUGCACCCGCUGGAAUCUAGAUGUGACCACAGUUCAGGUUGAUUG
Messenger RNA from Paralichthys olivaceus (Japanese flounder), 3454 nucleotides. RefSeq names its product nuclear receptor coactivator 5. The record is from RefSeq and is a predicted model, not a curated record. Lineage: Eukaryota; Metazoa; Chordata; Actinopteri; Pleuronectiformes; Paralichthyidae.